Messenger RNA from Periophthalmus magnuspinnatus, 2893 nucleotides. It is a transcript of the gene sptlc3, whose product is annotated as serine palmitoyltransferase, long chain base subunit 3. The record is from RefSeq and is a predicted model, not a curated record. Gene Ontology annotation, cellular component: serine palmitoyltransferase complex. NCBI's taxonomy places the organism in Eukaryota, Metazoa, Chordata, Actinopteri, Gobiiformes, Gobiidae. Gene Ontology annotation, molecular function: pyridoxal phosphate binding; serine C-palmitoyltransferase activity. The coding region runs from base 161 to 1810 and encodes 549 amino acids. The transcript is spliced from 12 exons. Gene Ontology annotation, biological process: sphingosine biosynthetic process; ceramide biosynthetic process.
GCGGGUGGGUGUCAAACAGCAACAGUUUCACCAGAGACUCCACGCGCAGAACACAGAAGGAGGAAGUCACCUAUAACCGGAGACUGGAACGUGAGCAAAGAACAGCGAUUUACCAGUGUGCUGUCAAACACACAGGGCAGACACACGCACCCUCUGGAGUAUGGCCGUGACUGCUGCCAACGGGAUUCUCAAGCACAAUUCAAAGCACAAAAGCCCCCAAAGCGAAGAAGUUAAAGUGAAUGGAUUUCACAAAAAGAUCCAGAAAAAUGGCCCAGAGAACGGUGUCGCCUCCAGGCAGCCCAGACAUGAGGCGUUUGAGCAGGCCCCCAUGUACGUGGCUGUCAUGACUUACCUGGGUUUCGGCUUGGUUACCCUUUUCGGCUACUUCAGAGAUUUCCUCAGGGCUGUGGGCUUAGAGAAGUGCCACCUUGCCCAGGAGAGACCUGAGCAGAAGGAUUUUGUACCUCUAUAUCAAGACUUUGAAAACUUCUACACUCGUAAUUUGUACAUGAGGGUUCGUGACAACUGGAACCGUCCAAUAUGCAGCCUGCCUGGACCUGUGUUUGACCUCAUGGAGAGAGUGUCUGACGACUACAACUGGACAUUCAGGUUUACCGGGAGGACCAUACCCAAUGUGAUCAAUGUGGGCUCAUACAACUACCUUGGUUUCGCAGAAAACAAUGUGGAUUUCCUGAAAACGGUAGCAGAGAGGAUACAGCAGUAUGGUGUUGGUGUGUGCAGUACCAGACAGGAAACAGCAAACCUGAGUCUGCACCAGGAGCUGGAGCAACUGGUGGCCAAUUUCCUUGGAGUGGAGUCCUCCAUGACCUUUGGAAUGGGGUUCGCCACAAACUCAAUGAACAUCCCUGCACUUGUAGGGAAGGGCUGUCUGAUCCUGAGCGAUGAGCUGAACCACACAUCCCUCAUAUUAGGUGCCAGACUGUCUGGAGCAACCAUACGGGUGUUCAAACACAACAACAUGCACAGUUUAGAGAAGAUGCUUAGAGAGGCAAUUUGUUCAGGGCAACCUCGAACUCACAGACCCUGGAAGAAAAUCCUUAUCAUGGUGGAAGGCAUCUACAGCAUGGAGGGGUCAGUAGUGCGGCUCCCGGAGAUCAUCGCCCUAAAGAAGAAGUACAGAGCGUACCUGUACUUGGACGAAGCGCACAGUAUCGGAGCAGUGGGGCCAACGGGCAGAGGCGUCACCGAACUCUUCAAUGUGAACACUGCAGACGUGGACAUCAUGAUGGGCACUUUCACUAAGAGCUUUGGAGCGGCCGGAGGAUACAUCGCAGGCAGAAAGGUGCUUGUGGACUACCUGCGCAGACAUUCCCAUAGUGCUGUCUAUGCCACCGCCAUGUCCCCUCCUGUCACCGAACAAGUUAUCCGGGCCAUGAAGUGCAUUAUGGGAAAAGAUGGGGGCAAUGAAGGGAUGAGACGUGUGCGCCAGCUGGCAGAAAACACCAGGUACUUCAGGGCCAGACUCAAGGAGAUGGGCUUCAUCAUCUAUGGAAACGAUGACUCACCUGUGGUCCCCAUUCUGCUCUACAUGCCCGGGAAAGUGGUUGCCUUCGCUCGGGAGAUGUUGGAGAGGAGGAUCGGGGUGGUGGUAGUGGGUUUCCCUGCGACUCCCAUCACUGAGGCCCGCGCUCGCUUCUGUCUGUCUGCGUCCCACACCAGAGACAUGCUGGACAAGGUGCUGUACCAUCUCAAUGAAUUGGGUGACCUGCUCUGUCUGAAAUUCUCACGGCGGAGACAUGCCCCGCGGCACGACCUUUACGACGAGACAGACUUCGAGAUUGACGGCUGAGGCGCGACCUAUGACCUUCGCUCCACUGUGUCAAACCAAAGUGUGUGCAAACAGCCGCGUUCGGGUCCGUGUAUGGCAGCUGUAUCUGUAAGACACUAAGAGCCAUACAAGGCCACUGAAAAAUUUACCUCUACAGGCACAUUUUAUGGAGUUUAUUUUUAUAUAUUUGUACAGUUGCAAAUUUCAAAUGUACGCACAGUUUUACAUCAGAUUUCACAUUUUUUAUAAAACCAGCUUUUAAUAAAUGUUAAAUGUUGUAAGUAACAGUUGUGAUAACUACUCACUAUAAAUGAUUUGUUCAAAACUAAAGUAGCAAUUGUUUUCGAUAUUGGAUUAAUGCUGCUUAAUAGUGGAAAGUUAUUACAAAGUGUUACCAAAUUGUGAAAUAUUUAAAGACUGAUUUAUAAUGUGACCAAAUGUACAAAAUGUAAAUAUGUUUGUUAAUGUUUUUAUGCACAAAUUAACUUAAAACUUGAUUAAUUGUAAGCUAUUGUCUUACAUUGACCCUCAUGCAUCACCAUAUAUAAUUAAGUACCCCGAUGUAAAAAAUAAAUCACAAUACAAUACAUACAAUAUAUCCUGCUGCUAUUCCUUCACUCACAAGAUAUUUAGUGUGAGCAAAAGAUUGGAAAAUGUGUUAUUUUGAUGAUGUUUUAAAGACUUAUUUGUCUCCCUCACAGACAGACUCAGAGCUGUGAAGAUAAGCAUGCUGGGUAUGCAGGCACCUGAGCCAACAGAAACCUAACCUAGCAAUUAGCGCUACUCUCCAAAUUCUAGUGGUAUGGGGUAAUGAUUUGAUUAACAAAGAAAGGUUAAAACGUGGAUGAUAAAUGCAUUUUACAGAAAGGACCCAGUCUGCACUUGUUUGGUCUCCGUGCGUUGCCAUGUUUGUGUGUUUUCCUUUGUGUUAACUGCAUGGUGAUACAUAACAUGAUACAUAACUUUACAACAAUAUGAAAUGCAAGACUCUAUCUAUACAUUUUAAGGAAUAAUUUUGUUGUUGACCAAAUUUAAAAAGUUUUUCUACAAAGUCUGUACAAUGUGUAGAAAUUAUUAAUAAAAAGAAGGUUCUAUUCACAUUUA